CUGAGGGUGAGGUUCACUUGUGCAGAGGAUGCAGAGAGUACACAUAGAGGUGAGUGCAUCGUGAUGCUAACUCCUCAGUACAAUGUCUGCCGAUUCUUAAUUUCUAUUCGUGAAACCAGCGCCAAGUGAAAUGUCCGCCUUCUUAAGACACUGACCGAGAGUCGAGUCUCACAGAACGUUUUGGAGAGCACUGACCCAGACAAUGGCACCUGGAUCGAUAAUUCUCCUUAUGACACUCGUACUCACGCCUCAAGUUCAAGGCCAAACGUUCCAACAAAAUAACUCCCUUUUAAAUGACAAGUUCAGCAGCGAUGCUUAUAACCCGCGGGUCCGGCCGGUCAAGAACAGCUCGGACGUAACAGUUGUGUCCGUGGGUUUUAGAAUAGUUUCCAUCGUCGAUUUUAACAGAGGGACGGGAGAGUUGAAGUUUCUUGAAGAUGUACAUUUUUCUUGGACUGAUGAGUUUCUGACCUGGGACCCAGCAGACUACGGGGGUCAAAAGGGCAUACGCGUUGAACCUGCCCAGGUCUGGCGUCCUCUCGUAUACCUACAGACCAUCAUCCCGAGCUUUCACCCUGUUGCUGACGUCACAGGCGUUGUGGAUGUACGUCACACGGGGCUUGUCUCUUGGGCGCCACAAUAUCUCAAUUUACAUGCAGACUGCCGAGAACAACCUUCGGACACGCUGAAGUGCGAGUUACAUUUGGCGUCACAGAUACACCCUGCACACCAGUUGCAGUUUGUGUUGGAGGAAAACCAAACGGAGACGACCCACGAAUCACGAAAUCGCAGGUGGGAGAUUUUAAACGCCCGUGUCGAUGUGGUCAAAAAAACUUUGAUGUUCCUCCAUCGCAUCGACCCGAGUAUGGAGCUUUUAAACGCCCGUGCAGGCAACGCCAAUAAAACUUUGAAGUUCUUCAAUCAGCUCUACUCGACUAUCCAGGUGGACCUCACAGUCCAGCGCAUACGAUCGCUGAAUGAGAGGAUGGGAAUUUUGCCCAUGAUUAUCCCCCCUUUUAUCUCGGUGCUCUUGUUCAUCGUCCCUCUACCGCCGGGAAAGAAAUUGUACUGUGCUCCGUUUAUAAUGUUUGGACAGUGUUUGCUUUCGAAGAUCAGCGACCUCUCUCGGCCGGGUAUGCGUGAGCUGUCGUUGUUUCUGAGCAUCAUGUGCGUCUGCAAUUGGAUUGUGUUGUGUUGCUUAUAUGCAAUCAGCGGGAUGUCCGAGGAGGAAACGGAGAGUAAGAAAGUAGGGAAAACGAAGGCUAACAUUCAAACUUCCGUUACGCCGAAAACACUCCAUGCAGCCGAGCAAAAUGGCGGGGAUGUAACCGCGACACCCAAGAAAAGCAAAAACAAAAUGACCCGAACAAUCUACAAGUUGUUAAUCUGGAUAUUCAUCUUUAGCAUCUAUGCAUUCUUGAUUGGAAUUUUAUGUGGAUUGAUGAAUGAAGCAACCUACUAGAAUGCCGUGUGGUAUACCCAAGGUCUCUUUCUCUGGACGGUGUUCUAUCUUAUCUAUUAAAAACUGUGUGUAAGCAAA
Molecule: messenger RNA, 1540 nt
Organism: Physella acuta
Lineage: Eukaryota; Metazoa; Mollusca; Gastropoda; Physidae
Product: acetylcholine receptor subunit alpha-L1-like
Biological process (GO): monoatomic ion transmembrane transport
Cellular component (GO): membrane
Molecular function (GO): transmembrane signaling receptor activity; extracellular ligand-gated monoatomic ion channel activity
Source: RefSeq, a predicted model, not a curated record